ACGGCGUUGCGUGGUUCAAUCCCCAGAGUUGCCGUAGAAACAUCCCGAACUCUUUAACCGGAGCUUAUCAUGAGCUUAUCAAGCCAUGACUAUUUCCGCGGGUUCUCUUCUGAUCGGUUGUUCGCAUGCUAAACACGAGCUAACGCUAGCGGCUAACAAGUUGAAGGUUAAGUGACGACUUCCAACUUAAAAAAAGAAGAGUGAUCGUCGUAGCUGUCUGGCUGGAGAGAGCUGCUCUCCGGCAUGUCCAGCGUGAAGCCGCCCCCUAGGAACCCCCCGCCCCCCGCGGUGCAGCACCCCCGGGGCCCGGGCCCCGGCAGCGGCGAGCUGCAGUAUCUGGAGCGGGUGGUCCUACGGACCCUCUGCCGGCACCAGUUCUCCUGGCCCUUCUGCGAGCCCGUCGACGCCGCCGCACUCAACCUCCCCGAUUACUACACCAUCAUCAGCAGCCCCAUGGACCUGCGCACCAUCAGGCAGCGGCUGCAGAACCAGUACUACUGGAACACCAUGGAGUGUGUGCAGGACUUCAACGCUGUGUUCAACAACUGCUACAUGUACAACAAGCCCGGAGAUGACAUUGUGCUGAUGGCCCAGACCCUGGAGAAGGUCUUCCUCGAGAAACUGGCCCUGAUGCCCCAUGAAGAGGAGGUAGAGGUGGAGAAGGAGAAGAAGCAGGGCUCCGGUAGAACUCCUGGUAGACCUCCUGGUAGAGCAAGGAAGAGGAGCAGCACAGGAGCCCUGAAGCGCCGCGUCCCGGAGUCUGAGGUGGUCGUCCAGCAGACGCUGACCGUGAUCCCGCCGGGCUCCGUGCCCCGCCCCCUCCCGCCGGCCGCGCCCCGCCCCCUCCCGAAGGCCACACCCCACCCCCUCCCGCCGGCCACGCCCCGCCCCCUCCCGCCGACCGCGCUGCCCAAACACGCUCAGUCCGCGAGUAAAGCCCUCCAGGACAGGAAGGGCGUCAAGAGGAAAGCCGACACCACCACCGUCGCCCCCCCGCGCCUGACCGUCGCCCCUCCGUGCCUGACCGUCGCCCCCGGCAACCCGUCGUCGCGUGGGAGGACGGCGUCCCCUCCGACCUCGACGACGGCCCCGGGCUGCGGCGGCGGAACUCCGCCGGGGCGCGGGGGCGGGGCCAAGAGGCCCAUCAGGCCGCCCAGCAGGGAGGUCCCGGACUGGACGGCGGGGGGGCGGCGGGCCCGGCUGCCGUCGCCGCUGCGGUGCUGCGGCGAGCUGCUGAAGGAGCUGAUGUCCCGCCGCCACGCCGCCUACGCCUGGCCCUUCUACACGCCCGUGGACGUGGACGCCCUUGGCCUCCACGACUACCACCGCAUCGUCACGCAGCCCAUGGACCUCGGCACCAUCAAGAAGAAGAUGGCCAGCCGGGAGUACAGCGCCCCCAAGCAGUUUGCUGCCGACUUGCGCCUCAUGUUCUCCAACUGCUACAAGUACAACCCCCCCGCCCACGAGGUGGUGCAGAUGGCCCGCAGGCUGCAGGACGUGUUUGAGGCGCAGUUCUCAAAGAUGCCCAAGGAGGAGAGCAUGCUGCCCUCCGACCAGGCCGUCAUCAAGGACAACGGAGGAGGAGGAGGAGGAGGAGGAGGAGACUGCAAGGUGGAGCACGUCUCCAGCAGCAGCUCCUCCUCCUCCUCCUCCUCUUCAUCGUCACAGAGCUCAGAGGAUGAAGAGGAAGAAGAGAAGGAGGCGGUGAUGGUCCCCAGUCUGGCCAUCCUGGAGGAACAGCUGAAGGCCAUGAGAGACCAGCUGCAGCUCUUCGCCCAGACGCCCCUGAAGACCAAGAAGACGUCGACACGCGAGAAGGAGAAGGAGAAGAACAAGUCCUCCAGGACCAAGGUCAAAGUUCAGAGGAGCAGCGGUGCCAAGGGGUCCGGUCUGCGUGGCAACCAACCGCAGCGCCUGGCCCCAGGGGAGGAGGCGGUCCCCGUGGCGACGGUGCCCUAUGAGGAGAAGCGGCAGCUGAGCCUGGACAUCAACCGGCUGCCGGGGCAGCGGCUGGGCCGGCUGGUGGACCUCGUCCGGCGCCACGAGCCGCACCUGAGGGCCUGUGGCCGGCGGGAGAUCGAGAUCGACAUCGAGACGCUGGCGCCCGCCACGCUGCGCACGCUGCAGGCCUUUGUCGCCCGCUGCCUCCGCAAGCACGACGCCAAGACCGCCGCUCCCACCAGGCCGGUGAAGCCCGAGGGCCCCACGCCGCCGCCGGCGGUGCCCCACACCGCGCCAGAGGAGCAGCGCUCGGCCACCAAGAAGAAGAGGAAGCGGACAGAUCCUCUGGAACUCAGCCAGUCGGCCCGGUUCUCUGGGAGCAGCAACGCCACCUGCUUCUCCUCCUCUUCCUCCUCCUCCUCUUCCUCCAGCAGCUGUGGCUCCAGCUCCUCUUUGGAGGGAACUGACACAGAAUCAGUGCCAAAACCCAAGCAGCGGAGCGCUAAAGGCAGCUCCCGGAAGGCGCAGAAGAAGGCCUCGCUGAAGGUGGCUGCUCCGAGGAAGACGCCCUCCGGGACCAGAGACCUCCUGAAGGCCUCCCUGAAGAGCUACCGCUCUGUCCUGCGACGCCCGCCCACGCAGCCAAUGAGAACCCAGUCUAUCAGAGCUCACCCCAAGCAGCCAAUCAGAGCUCAGCCAAUCAGAGCUCACCCCCUGCAGCCAAUCAGAGCUCACCCCCUGCAGCCAAUCGGAAGCCUGUCUUCUGAGCCAAUCGGAAGCCUGUCUUCUGAGCCAAUCGGAAGCCAGCCACCUCGGCCAAUCGGAAGCCUGUCUUUGAUGCCAUUGGGAAGCACGGGUGCUCAUCCCAAAAUAAGUCAGUCUUAUGAGCACCUGUCCCUCUCUCCAGACCUGUCUGCGCUCCUGUCCCCCCUGGCGUCCCCGGCUCUGGGUCUGGACCCCGUCUCUCCCCGACCAGAGGCAUCCCAAUGUUUACCCUCUGCUGCCAGUCAAAUGUGUGGCUCAGAGGGCUCACCGCUGCUGUCGUACGUAUGUGUGCAGCCCAAUGUUUCCAGAGAAACGUACUUCCUGGAAAACGGGGUGUGUUCCAUUACCGUGUUGUGGGUUCUAACCGUCCUGCCGUUGUGUCCUCAGCCCCCUCCUCUGCUGUCCCCGCUCCAGGACAGCCCCCCCCCCAUGGCACGCCUCAGGCAGGCCGACUCCAGACGCGACUCGGGGUCCGACGGCGUGCCCCCUGGCUCCUCCCCCCCGGGCGGGAAGCCCCGCCCAGCCAGAAAGGAGGCGGUGCUGAAGAACGUGGAGCUGUGGGCCGCUCUGGUGCGGCGGGCGGCGGGGCCCGGGCCGGGGGCCCCCGGCGCCCGGUCCUCCAGGGACAGCUUCCAGAAGUUCAGGAGGGCGGCGCUGCAGAAGGAGGAGCGGGAGAAGGCCCUCAGGCCGCCGGAGUCGCCCGUGUCUCCUUUCUCGCUGGACUCCAUCUUGGACCCUCCCAAACUGUCGGACUCAGCUGUGAUGGAGUCUCCAGCACCGACGGCAACGCAGCAGGUGGCGGCCGCGGCUCAUCUGGACCAGGAGCGGGAGAUGGCUCGCAGGAAGGAGCAGGAGAGACGCAGACGACAGGCGAUCAUCGACAUGACGAUGCAGAGCGACAUCAUGUCAACUUUCGAGAAGAACCUGGAUUAAAGCGAGCGUUAAACUUCACAUUAAAGAGUUGUGUUCUCUCUGAGUGGAUUUCUAGGAGGAACCUUUCAUCUCAGUUGGCUUUACGCCAAGAGGAGUCCGGAUGAAAGUUUAUAAGGUUUCUCGUCAGCGUGACGGUUCUGAUGUCCGCUGGCCUGUGAUUGGACGGCCAUGCGUCCUGCCCCCGGCCCUCAGUUUGUUUCCUGGUUUGUUGUGACCUUGGUCCCUGUGUGACUCACGAUUUGUUCUGUUGAAAGGCUAAACAGAGGAGGGCGAGCAGAAAUGUGCGCUAUCAUUUACUGUCCUCAAAUCUUGUUUUUGUAAAGAAAAAAAUAAGACUAUCCGAGAGCCUAUUUUUGUUGUAUUAAGAGUCCUUUUGUUCGUCUAACAAGGUUUAGUUCUUGUAAAGAAUUGAAAAGCUGUAAAUUAAAUAUACCUAUGUUGAUCAACAUUUCCUAAA
This is a messenger RNA of Gadus morhua (Atlantic cod), 4096 nucleotides long. RefSeq names its product bromodomain, testis-specific (gene brdt). The coding region runs from base 244 to 3639 and encodes 1131 amino acids. Gene Ontology annotation, biological process: chromatin remodeling; regulation of DNA-templated transcription. Gene Ontology annotation, cellular component: nucleus; chromatin. Lineage: Eukaryota; Metazoa; Chordata; Actinopteri; Gadiformes; Gadidae. The transcript is spliced from 20 exons. The record is from RefSeq and is a predicted model, not a curated record.